Linum trigynum is the source of this 1538-nucleotide messenger RNA. Lineage: Eukaryota; Viridiplantae; Streptophyta; Magnoliopsida; Malpighiales; Linaceae. The record is from the annotation of a GenBank genome assembly.
CACAGAAAAAAGGAAGGAAGAAACAAGCAUUCAAUUCAACUUCUCCUCACUCAAUGAAAGUUUGCCCCAACAACCUCCAUUAAUCUCCCUUCGCACUUCCACACAAUGCUCUUCAUCAGUUACUUAUAUUUAUUCACCACCACCACUCUCCCAACUUCCUCAGCACAGCAACUCCUUCCCAAAAUCAAGCCUUGAGAGAUAUCAAUUCAAAGCUGUCCGCCAUGGGAAAACGACUCCCCGUUUCGAUCCUUUUCCUAGCCCUAGCUCCGUUGCUCAUCAUUGCCGUGCAUGCCAAAGUUCCGGCGGUGAUCGUGUUCGGAGACUCGUCGGUAGACGCCGGGAACAACAACUUCAUCCCCACCGUCGCCCGGAGCAACUUCCAGCCGUACGGCCGCGACUUCUCCGGCGGGAAGGCCACGGGGAGGUUCUCCAACGGGAGGAUCGCUACGGACUUUAUCUCGGAGGCCUUUGGGCUUAGGCCCACUAUCCCGGCCUACUUGGACCCGGCCUAUAAUAUCUCCGAUUUCGCGGUGGGUGUCACUUUUGCUUCCGCCGGCACUGGCUACGACAACGCUACCUCCGACGUCCUCUCCGUGAUCCCGCUAUGGAAAGAGCUGGACUACUACAAGGAGUACCAAACCAAGCUCCGAUCCUUCCUCGGCCGACCCCAAGCCGACCAACUCCUCAGCGAGGCACUCUACAUGACCAGCAUGGGCACCAACGACUUCCUCGAGAACUACUACGCCAACAACAUGCCCGGCGGCAGGGCCUCCCAGUUCCCCGACGUCGGCGCGUACCAGAACUUCCUCGCCGGCAUCGCCGAGGGCUUCCUCAGGCAGCUGUACGGCCUCGGCGCACGGAAGAUCUCCCUCGGCGGGCUGCCUCCGAUGGGGUGCAUGCCACUGGAGAGGACCACAAACAUGAUGGGACAGCGCGCCUGCGUCGACAGCUACAACGUCGUGGCCGCGGAUUUUAACGGCAAGAUGAACAACUUGACGGAGAAGCUGAAUGCGGAGCUCCACGGGGCGCAGAUCGUCUUCUCCAAUCCCUAUUUCGCCUUGAUGGGGAUCAUCCGACACCCCUCCUUGUAUGGGAUGUCUGUGACGUCGACGGCGUGUUGCGCGACGGGGAUGUUCGAAAUGGGGUAUGCGUGUGCUCGUCGGAGUAUGUUCACUUGCAGCAACGCAGACGAGUUUGUGUUCUGGGACGCUUUCCAUCCCACGGAGAAGACCAACGAGAUCAUUGCCAAGUAUGUCGUGCAAAAUGUCCUCCAGAAGUUCAUGUGACCAUAGAAUCAUAUAUGUGUAAAGAAAAAGAUAUAUAUAUAUAUAUACCUUGCUAGGGAUGGAUUGAUGGUACUGUUAUGGGGUGUAUUAUAUAGAUGCUGCUUUAUUAUAUAUUGUGUUGAUUUUCAAGUCUUGUUGAACUUGUUUACGAGCAUAUAUAUAUGGGUUGUACUUGUAAAAUGAAGUGGCGCGCGAGUAUUACAUGCUUAUCACUGUGAAUGCUUGGCUGUUUAAUAUAAAAAAAACGAUGAG